Molecule: messenger RNA, 1951 nt
Organism: Schistosoma intercalatum
Lineage: Eukaryota; Metazoa; Platyhelminthes; Trematoda; Strigeidida; Schistosomatidae
Source: the annotation of a GenBank genome assembly
AUUGGAGUGACCUUGACACAGCUCAAAAAGCUGAGUAAUUUUGGAAAACUGACUGGCUUCAUUCUCGAAAAAUCCUAGAUAGCAGCUUCCAAACCCUUCAAAUAUCACAAUGCUCAUAGAUGGAAAACCUCGGUGGAACUGGCCGUGAUUUGUUCUCAUGGAGUUUAAAAGAGCCAAAGUUGUCGUAGGAGGCGAUUCCGGUGUUGGUAAAACAGCUUUGGUACACUUGAUAUGCAAUGGACAAACUCUUCUUCAUCCUUCGUAUACAAUUGGUUGUAGUGUGGAUAUAAAAGUUGUCGAAUUUUCAAUUCAUGUAUACAAUAGUGAUCCUGAAAAAGAACAUCCAUAUUUCAUUGAAUUAUGGGACAUUGGCGGAUCAAACAGUCAUGAGAAUACUCGUUCGAUCUUCUAUCAAAAUUUACACGGACUAAUAUUAGUCUACGAUUGUACAAAUAAGAAAUCACAAUUGAAUUUAAGAAAAUGGUUAUCUGAUGUAUUGGGGAAACCAGUUUUAAAGAGACCGGAGAUAGAUAUUGGAGGAGUAACAGCGGCUGCAGAUGGUAUCACUGCUCCUAUUACUACUACUAGUAGUUAUUGUGGCGGUGUAAGUAGUGAAAAAUAUGGUAAUCUAAAAGCAAAUAUAACAAAUCAAAUGACCACUCUUCUGCCUAUCUUAAAUACAGAAACUUUGGUCAGUCGAUCUUUCACAUCGUCAUCGGAAUCACAAACAAGUAACAAUAAUCAGCAUAAUAUAAACUAUAUAACUAACACAGUCUAUCCACCUAUUCUUGUUAUUGGUACAAAAUUCGAUUUACUCAGUUCACAUAGUCGACGGUCUGUGAAUAAAUUCACAUCACGUUUUAAUCUAUCUACGUCACCAUAUAUCCAAAAUGAAUUACCAUCAGCUGGUAAUUAUCAUCCAUGUGUUCCAAUGACGCCCAGAUCAUGUAUAUCGUCUGUGCAGUUUUUUGGAAAUACUACACCAUCAACAACAACGUCAUUAUCGUCAUCGUCAACAUCAUGGAACUUAACAUAUCGUAAUAAUUAUGCAAAUGGCAGUGUUGGUGAUGAUCGCGAACCAACAAGUUCAAUGCUACAAUCGUUAUCAUCAUCAACGCAACAAAGUGUAUAUAUUGAUUUAAGUGAUAGUCAAAAACUUUCAUCGUCAUUGUUGACUUCACCAACAAAAGACAAAACAUGGAAUUUCGCCACAGAACAUGGAUUUUCAGAAAUUCUACUAAAUUGUAAUUCAGUCGCUAGUAUAAGUCCCGGAAGUCCACAAGAUCUUCUAUUAAAUCGAUUUUUUGAUGAAGUAAUCAAUUACAAAUUGUUUUCCAUGUCAAUGAAUUGUAAUUUAUCACCUGAUCUAUCCCGAGUUAAACGACGUCCAGUGGAUUCACGCAACAAUAUGUAUAAAUACAAUUGAAUUGUGUAUAUUUAUGCAUACAAACUCUGUAUAUUGAUAAUAUUUUUUCACAGGAAACUUCCUUCUAAUCUGCUUAUAUCAUCAAGCAGUUAUUGGUUGUUAAAACGAUUUAUGAUAUUUUAUAUACAAAACCAUAAUCAUUCACUAACAUUCCUUUUCUGUUUGUUCGUUUAUUAUUAUUUUUUCUAUUGCUCAUUUUAAUUGUCUAUUUAGCCAUCCAUUGAUGUUUUCAAUUAUGGGAUCUUCUGUUCUAGUUAGUUUUGUUUUGAAUUUGUAAAGGAUUUAAUUUUCCUCUUUUUUUUACAUAUAUACUACUGCUAAUACUACUAUUCAGACAAUAAAAACAAAGAUAAUAACAACUUAAGUUAUUUUUAUUGCGAAUAAUUUAUUUUUCUUGUCAAAAGUUUUACACAUUUGUACUUGCGUUGGCUCAAAUUUUGUUUCCAUAGGACAUAUUGGCAACAAAAAAUAAACGAACACAUGCACAUGAGAAUUUUUAAAGAUAUUUUCUGAUUUCAUUUUGAU